This is a messenger RNA of Letharia columbiana, 1599 nucleotides long. RefSeq lists its product as uncharacterized. The transcript has 8 exons. The coding region runs from base 1 to 1599 and encodes 532 amino acids. Gene Ontology annotation, biological process: transmembrane transport. The record is from RefSeq and is a predicted model, not a curated record. Gene Ontology annotation, molecular function: transmembrane transporter activity. NCBI's taxonomy places the organism in Eukaryota, Fungi, Ascomycota, Lecanoromycetes, Lecanorales, Parmeliaceae. Gene Ontology annotation, cellular component: membrane.
AUGGCUGGGUUUGAAGGUCCUUCUGUGUCAUAUGAAGAGACGAAAGAUCGCGCGGAAGUGGAGUUGCAUGAUCUCAGUGAAGGAAGUCCGAUUGAAGGCAAGUAUAUGGGAACUGAUUCGGACCGCCACGACAUGAUAGUGCUGGGAAGGAAGCAGGUCUUACGACGCAACUUCCGAUUCCUAUCUACCGUGGGCUUCGCAGCCGUCCUGAUCUCUACCUGGGAGAUUCUCUUCGCCAACGUCCUUUUCAGCUUGACAGAUGGUGGUACUGCAGGCAUAUUUUGGGGUUAUACGGUAACAGUCAUUGCGAGUAUCUUCAUUUACCUCAGUGUAGGAGAGAUGGCCUCGAUGUCCCCUACCGCGGGAGGCCAGUAUCACUGGGUCUCAGAAUUCUCCCCCGCUUGGUGCCAGAAGUAUAUCAGCUACAUCACAGGCUGGAUUCUUGCAACAGGGUGGCAAGGAUCUGUGGUGGGGCUUUCUUUUCUGGCGGGGACUAUCAUCCAAGGCCUCAUUACUCUGAACAACAGCAGCUAUAACCCUCAGCCAUGGCAUGGCACACUACUCGUCAUUGCAGUGGUGUUAUUUGCUAUCAUUUUCAAUACAUCUAUGGCCAAGCAAUUGCCAAUGGUGGAAAUUGUCAUACUGUUCAUUCACAUUCUUGGCCUCUUUGCCAUUGUCAUCCCCCUUCUGGUCAUGGCACCUUCGCGUAACAGUGGCAGGACAGCCCUGCUGGACUUCUACAACGGUGGAAACUGGUCAACUGUCGGUCUUGCAACGAUGAUUGGCUUACUCACUCCUCUGGGCUCUAUGCUUGGCUUUGACUGCGCUGUACAUAUGUCCGAAGAAAUCAGAGACGCUUCCGACACCCUCCCAAGAUCUAUUUUCUGGGGUGUAGUCCUCAAUGUCAUCCUUGGGUACCUCGCUGUCUUCACGCUCUGCUUCACAAUUACCGAUCCCUCGGCCAUACUUAAUACUGCCACCAAGUAUCCUUUUAUUCAGCUGUUCUACAACAUUACCAACAGCUACGUCGGCACCAACAUCAUGGUCGCCAUUAUAAUCAUCGCAUUAGUAUGUGCUGUGAUUGCAGAAAUUGCCACAGCAUCUCGGCAGAUCUGGUCCUUUGCCCGCGAUGGAGGUUUGCCAUUUUCGCCCUUCCUAUCAAAGGUCUCCCCGAGCUUUCCCAUCCCCCUAAACGCAGUCAUAGUUUCCUUCCUCUGCGGCAUCGUCAUCAGCCUAAUCAACCUCGGCUCCGCCGUCGCUCUCAACGCCAUCAUCUCCCUCACCAUCUCCGCCCUCUUAGCCUCCUACAUCCUAUCCAUCGGCUGCAUCCUCUCCAAGCGUCUGCGCCGCGAACCGCUGCCAUCGGCGCGCUGGUCGCUAGGCCGUGCGGGGAUGGCAGUCAAUAUCAUCGCGCUGGUGUUCUUAGUGGCUUUCUUUGUGUUUUGUUUCUUCCCGACGGCUACGCCGGUGCAGCCGGAUACGAUGAAUUGGAAUAUUGUCAUGUUUGGGGGAAUCUUUGUUUGGGCUACGGUCUUUUAUGUGGCAAAGGGGAGGAAAGUAUAUAUUCCGCCCGUAAGGAUUGUGAAGCGGGAUGUCUAG